AUGGAUGAGAGCAUGUGGUUCAUCCAGACCAAGGCGAUGGUGCUGCAGAGCUGGUACGACGAUGCCGAGAUCGAGGAUGACGGUGUCGAUGACGUGCUCAUGGAAGGCGAGCAAGCCGUCGUGAGCACGUCACACCGGCCCAACACGUCCCUACGGGCGGCGCGGCAGGGCACCGCAGGCGGCGGUACAGUUGCUGGUCGCGCUGGUCGGCUUGGAACGUCAGCCGGCGGUGGCCGGCCAGUGAGCAGUCGCUACGGCUACGCGCGACCUGGCACGCUGCAGAACCGACCCGGCUCCGUCCGCGGCGGUCCGGAUGGCACGGCGGUGCGUCCUGUCACCGGCCGCUUCGUUCGGAUCGGCACUGCCUCCCUGCGGUCCGUACCAGGUGGACCGCACAUCAACUUGCAGGCCCUCAACCUUGAGCGCUACGCGCAGGAGAAGCCAAUGAUAGCCAAGCUGCUGUGCGACUACCUCCUCUACGUCGAGCACAAGCCCAAAAUGGCAUUGGAGCUCUGCACGGCAGCGCUGCGUCCAGUCAAGUCCGUGACGGCGCCAGCAAUCCCGCUGCCUUCAGCGCCCGGCGUUGCUGCCAAGCUGCCCAUGGGCGGCGGCGGCGGAGGGCUGCCCCCUGCCGAGAAGACCGCCGCGGCGUCCGCAGCGCAGGAGCAGGUCGGCAUAAUGAACGCGAAUGACUGGUGGUGGAAGGCGCGCCUGGCCAAGGCAAACUACCAGCUAGGGCUGCUGCGGGAGGCGGAGAAGUAUCUCAGAGCCGCUCUCUUCGACGCACCAGCCAACACCAACGUCGGGCCAGGAAUGUUGAAGGCGUCGCCCGGCGGUGGCGGUAGUCGCGGCGGCUCCCAGACGGCCCGUGCCUUCGCCAACUACAACACAAGCGUGGUGAUGCAACUGGGCAAGGUGUACCUCAAGAUGGACCAGCCGUUGACAGCUCUCGAGACAUACGAGGCGGCGCUCGAGGUGAACCCGGUCGACCACCACAUUGUCCUCUGCUGUGCGCGCCUACGCGACGAGCUGCAUGAGCCCGGCACCGCCUACGACCUCUACAACCAAGUGCUGCACCUCGAUAGUAGCAAUAUCGAGGCCAUCGCCUGCAUCGGCGCGCACCUCUUCUACGAGCGCAACCAACCAGAGCUGGCGCUGCGCUACUACCGCCGUCUGCUGCAGAUGGGCUUGCACACGUCAGAGGUGUGGACGAACAUGGGGCUCUGCGCCUUCUACACGUUCCAGAUGGAGCUUAGUCUGCGCUGCCUGUCCCAUGCGCUGGCGCUGUGUAAGGAGGACAGUCAGCGCGCAGAUGUGUGGUACAACAUCGGGCACGUGGGCAUCGGGAUGGGCAGCAUGGCCUUCGCUGAGCGCGCCUUCCGUCUUGCCGUCAGUGCCGACGUCACGCACGCCGAGGCGCUGAACAACCUGGCGGUAUUGGCCUACGAGAAGAGAAAGGAGAAGACCGGGCGUCGCCUCCUCGACACGGCGGUGCUCGUGGCGCCGAGACUGACGGAGGCGCUGUACAACACCGCCGUCAUCGCCUUCCAGGCGGGAGAGCUGGAGUUGUCGUAUCAGAUGGUGAUGCGAGUGCUGGAGGCAGAACCAGACCACCCGGAGGCAGUGGUGCUGCAAGGCAAGCUGCGUGAGCGCUUCCUCGCGAUUUAG
Molecule: messenger RNA, 1668 nt
Organism: Leishmania mexicana MHOM/GT/2001/U1103
Lineage: Eukaryota; Euglenozoa; Kinetoplastea; Trypanosomatida; Trypanosomatidae
Exons: 1
Coding region: 1-1668 (555 amino acids)
Biological process (GO): non-motile cilium assembly
Cellular component (GO): non-motile cilium; ciliary basal body; BBSome
Molecular function (GO): protein binding
Source: RefSeq, a predicted model, not a curated record